AUGCGUACAGGAAGCGCAUUUUCUCUACUUGGGCUUUCAGCCCUUGUUCUGCAAGGUGUAGCAGCAAAAGGUUGGCGUGAUCAAGAAGAGUACUCUUGCCCCUCAAACAUCAAGAACGAUUGUACAACACAGGAGAGCGAGGGCUUUGAUUGGAGUGAUUUGGACCUAGGAUCAUUCGAUUCUUACAACGAUUACAAGUUUUCGGGUUGGAGUUGUGCCAACAAGCUUGGGAAGAGAAAUCUUGAGGGACGAACAUUCAAUAGCAAAUGCAUUGAGUCAGACUUGAGCAACAGCGAUUUCAGCAAUGAGAUUAGCUGUGACAAGGCCUUCUCUAUUGGCGAGCUCGACAUCUCUGUUGACGUCGAGACCGAUGUCGAAUUCCAUUACGGAAUGGAGGAUGGCUCUACUUGCAAGCAGACAAAGAGAUGUGGAACUGAAGGUACUACUGUCACCAACGAUCAAUGUGGUGGAGCAAAGACUGUCAAGGUCAAGCUUCCAAAGAACAGCGAGAAUACAUCAUGCAAGCUCGGAGUCCACAAGGUCAAGUUUGAGUGUGGAACUACUACUACUAGCGUCCCGGUCCCUACUACUACAAUCCCUACUGUUAUCAGCUCUACUUCUUCAGUUAAGGCUACUACCACUUCUGCCAGCAAGACAUGCACUAUCCCCAGCGAUUGCUCAGGUGAUUCUUGCACUAUGCCCGCUGGCUGCACUGGAAUCACUCCAACUGGCGGUGUCGGUGUCACUUCGGUCACUUCUUCUGUUGGAACUACCACUACUCCCGUCUCGGAGACUUGCACUGUUCCCAGUGACUGCUCUGGCGAGACCUGUACUAUGCCCGCUGAUUGUACCUCCGGCACCGUAAAGCCUACCGCCACUACCUCUUCUGUCGAGGGUACUACCACUGCUCCAUCAGAGACAUGCACCGUUCCUUCAGACUGCUCUGGGGAGACCUGCACCAUGCCUGCCGAUUGCACCGGUACCAACCCAACUGGAGGAGUCGGCAUCACUUCAAUCACUUCCACUGCCGAGACUGCCACCACCACUGGGCCUUCAGAGACUUGCACUAUUCCUUCAGACUGCUCUGGUGACUCGUGUACCAUGCCCGCUGACUGCACUGGUACCAACCCAACCGGCGGCGUUGAUGUCACCUCAGUCACUUCCACUGCUGUGACUGCUACCACCACUGGACCUUCAGAGACUUGCACUAUUCCUUCAGACUGCUCUGGUGACUCUUGCACCAUGCCUGCCGAUUGCACCGGUACCAACCCAACUGGAGGAGUCGGCAUCACUUCAAUCACUUCCACUGCCGAGACUGCCACCACCACUGGGCCUUCAGAGACUUGCACUAUUCCUUCAGACUGCUCUGGUGACUCGUGUACCAUGCCCGCUGACUGCACUGGUACCAACCCAACCGGCGGCGUUGAUGUCACCUCAGUCACUUCCACUGCUGAGACUGCUACCAUCACUGGACCUUCAGAGACUUGCACCAUUCCCUCAGACUGCUCUGGUGAUUCUUGCACCAUGCCCGCAGACUGCACCUCUGGCACCGUCAAGCCGACCGACAGCACCCCUCCCGCUGGCCCCACUACCACCCCUGCCUCUGAGACCUGCACCGUCCCCAGCGAUUGCGAAGGCGCAUCUUGCACCAUGCCCGCUGAUUGCACCGGUACCGGCCAUACUGGCGGUGUUGGUAUUACUUCUCUCACGUCCACUGCUGGAACUGCCAUCACCACGAGCCUUUCAGAGACCUGCACCGUCCCCAGCGAUUGCGAAGGCGCAUCUUGCACCAUGCCCGCAGACUGCACCGGUACCAACCCCACUGGCGGAGUCGGCAUCACUUCAAUCACUUCCACUGCCGAGACUGCCACCACCACCGGACCCUCAGAGACUUGCACCGUUCCCGCGGACUGCUCUGGCGAGACAUGCACCAUGCCCGCAGGCUGCACUGGCAUUACUCCAACUGGCGGCGUUGGCAUCACUUCAAUCACGUCCACCGCGCCUGGAACCGCUGUGACCACUGGCCCCUCGGAGACCUGCACUGUUCCCAGCGACUGCUCCGGCGAGACCUGCACUAUGCCCGCUGAUUGUACAUCUGGCACCGUCAAGCCGACCGACAGCACCCCUCCUGCUGGACCCACUACUACUGCUCCUGCCUCAGAGACUUGCACCGUCCCCAGCGACUGCGAAGGCGCAUCUUGCACUAUGCCCGCUGAUUGCACCGGUACCGGCCAUACUGGCGGUGUUGGUAUUACUUCUCUCACGUCCACUGCUGGAACUGCCAUCACCACCAGCCCUUCAGAGACCUGCACCGUCCCAAGUGAUUGCACCGGAGAGAGCUGCACUAUGCCUCCUGGCUGCCCCCAGACCACCUCCGUCCCAGCCAUCGGUGUCUCUACCACUGGUGAAGUCAAGCCCACUGAUACCACUUCUUCCGCGGCUGGAACCACCACUGCCCCGGCCUCAGAGACCUGCACUGUCCCAAGUGACUGCACUGGUGCAUCCUGCACCAUGCCCGCCGACUGCACUGGCAUCAACCCCACUGGCGGCGUCGAUGUUACUUCGCUCACCUCCACUGCCCAAACUGCCACUACAACUGGUCCUUCCGAGACAUGCACCAUCCCUAGCGACUGCUCUGGUGAUUCUUGCACCAUGCCUCCCGGCUGCCCCGCGACUGCCACUGUCCCAGCUACCGGUGUCUCUACCAGCGGUGAGGUCAAGCCAACUGACACCACCUCGUCCGCGGCUGGAACCACCACUGCGCCUGCUUCGGAGACUUGCACCGUUCCUAGCGACUGCACUGGCGCGUCUUGCACCAUGCCCGCUGGCUGCACCACCGUCCCGGCCCCUACUGGCGGCGUUGAUGUGACUUCAAUUACCUCUUCUGCUGGAACCCCCAUCACUACCUCCCCGGCUGAGACCUGCACAAUCCCCAGUGACUGCUCCGGUGACUCGUGCACCAUGCCUCCUGGUUGCCCUGCGACUACUUCCGUUCCCGCCAUCGGUGUUUCCACUACUGGUGAGGUCAAGCCCACUGAUACUACUCCUGCCGUUGGAACCACCGCUGUCCCUGCAACCUGCACGAUUGCCAGCGAUUGCACUGGAGCAACAUGCACCAUGCCCGCCGGCUGCCCACCAACCGCCACUGCCUCAGUCCCAGCUUCCGAGACCUGCACCGUGCCCGCUGACUGCUCUGGCGACGCCUGCACCAUGCCCGCUGGUUGCCCUGCCACCACCACCGGCGUCGUUGGAACUACCGGCACCGACGGUGUUACCGCAACCUCCACUGGCGCCGCCUCAACCUCCACUGGCACCACCCGCGGUCUCAACGGCAGCACAGGCAUCACCUCCGCCGGCAGCUCCACCAUCAAGGCCACCGAGUCGAUCCCACCCUCGUCCAGCACCGCCGGCGUCCCCGCGGUCACCAUGCCCGCCACCGAGUGCCCCGACCUCCUCCCCAGAUGUCUCAAGACCUGGAUCUUCAUCACCAGCUGCACUGACACCGCCGACCCAUCUUGCUACUGCCCCGAGGAGGACUUCGUCAACAAGGUCGUUGGCUGUCUUGAUGCGUGGUCGUCGGACGACGGCGAGGUUACCAGCGCCGUCGAGUACUUCCUCGGUCUCUGUGCGCCGUACGUCGACGAGAACCCGGCCAUUGUCACGGCUAUCCCGUCGACCAUCACGCUGCCGACCCCGUCGCCGGAUGUCCCGAAUGUCACAAUCAUCCAGACGAUCACCACUGUUGUGCCCUGUGAGCCGACCACUGUCACUACUGGCUCUGCGUCUGGCACGGUUGUCACUGUGACUACGUCCACGGCCACCCAGACCCUCACGAUCCCGCAGGUUACCUUGGUUGUCACCGCCACUGACGCAACGCUCGUCUACCCAACCUCUGACGUCGCCGCCACCUCUGCGCCGCCGGCCACAGCCACCACUAUCCCCACUGGCGUCCCUGCAACCACCACGCCGGUUUCUACUACGCUGAAGGCAAUUGAGACGUCUCUUCCCUCUUCUGAGGCGGGUGCUUCUCCCUCUUCGGAGUUGGGCACUUCUACAACCCUCAAGGCCAUCGGAACCACUCCUGCGGUGACCAGCGCCCCCGGAUUGACCACCGCUCCGGCCGCUCCUACGACGUUGGUGACCUCUGUUGGCUCGGGCGCUAAUGCGACCGGCAGCGCGGUCCCGGUGACUACUAGUGGUGUUCCGCUCUUUACUGGUGCGGCAUCGGGUAUUGUUCCUGGUACUAUUGUCGCUGUUGUUGGAGCCCUCGCUGUGGUGCUUCUGCAGUUGUAG
This is a messenger RNA of Morchella sextelata, 4293 nucleotides long. RefSeq lists its product as uncharacterized. Bases 1 to 4293 code for a protein of 1430 amino acids. NCBI's taxonomy places the organism in Eukaryota, Fungi, Ascomycota, Pezizomycetes, Pezizales, Morchellaceae. The transcript is spliced from 3 exons. The record is from RefSeq and is a predicted model, not a curated record.